Molecule: messenger RNA, 3648 nt
Organism: Electrophorus electricus (electric eel)
Lineage: Eukaryota; Metazoa; Chordata; Actinopteri; Gymnotiformes; Gymnotidae
Gene: psmd1
Product: proteasome 26S subunit, non-ATPase 1
Biological process (GO): regulation of protein catabolic process; proteasome-mediated ubiquitin-dependent protein catabolic process
Cellular component (GO): proteasome regulatory particle, base subcomplex; nucleus; proteasome complex
Molecular function (GO): enzyme regulator activity
Source: RefSeq, a predicted model, not a curated record
AUGCUCAUUGUUUCUCAUACACUUAGCGAGGGUUGAAGUGGUGGUUUUGCGAGGUGUUUCUGUGUUGGAGACUCUACCCCACUUUAGUCCUUAUUGGCGUGGUUUGUAAUAGUUACCAGUGCCCUUUAUUCCGCUAGAGGACAUUCGGGAGAGUUGCCUACGGAGUGAAAAAUAUGAUAACUUCUGCUGCGGGUAUCAUAUCCCUCCUGGACGAGGACGAGCCUCAGCUGAAGGAGUUUGCACUCCACAAGCUGAACUCGAUUGUCAAUGACUUCUGGGCAGAGAUUUCGGAGUCUGUGGAUAAAAUAGAGGUCCUUUAUGAAGAUGAGACAUUCCGCAGCAGAGAGUUUGCUGCUUUGGUAGCCUCUAAGGUUUUUUACCACCUUGGAGCUUUUGAGGAGUCCCUGAACUAUGCUCUGGGCGCUGGGGACCUUUUCAAUGUCACCGAUGACUCUGAGUAUGUGGAGACUAUUAUUGCCAAAUGCAUUGACCACUACACCAAGCUGCGUGUGGAGAACGCUGAGCAGCCUGAGGAUGAGGAAAAAAAGAGCAUUGAUCCUCGCCUGGAGGGCAUUGUUAACAAGAUGUUCCAACGGUGCCUUGAUGAUCACAAGUACAAGCAGGCCAUUGGGAUAGCUCUUGAGACGAGGCGCUUGGACAUCUUUGAGAAGACCAUCCUGGAAUCGAAUGAUGUCAGUGGUCUGUUAGCAUACAGCUUGAAGAUCUGCAUGACGCUUAUGCAGAAUAAAAAGUUCCGUAAUGAGGUGCUCCGAGUGCUCGUUAAGCUCUAUAUGAACCUGGAGAAGCCAGAUUUCAUCAAUGUUUGUCAGUGUCUGAUAUUCCUGGAUGACCCUCAAGCAGUUAGUGAUAUACUGGAGAAGCUGGUUAAGGAAGACAACCUCUUGAUGGCCUAUCAGAUCUGCUUUGACCUCUAUGAAAGCGCCAGCCAACAGUUCCUGUCCUCUGUCAUCCAGAACCUCCGCACAGUGGGCACCCCAAUUCCUGCUGUGCCAGGCUCCACCAACACUGGCACUGUGCCAACUCAGGACAAAGACAGUGAUGCCAUGGAAACAGAUGACAAGGCUUGCAGUUCCCCAGCUGGAAAGACUGUGGACGGGAAGGAUGAACCAAAGGACCAGAACUCAAAAAUGAUCAAGAUACUCAGCGGUGAAAUGGCUAUUGAGCUGCAUCUCCAGUUCCUCAUUCGCAACAACAACACAGACUUGAUGAUCCUCAAAAACACAAAAGAUGCAGUACGAAAUUCUGUGUGCCAUACAGCAACGGUCAUAGCAAACUCUUUCAUGCACACAGGAACCACAAGUGAUCAGUUUCUCAGAGAAAAUCUGGAGUGGCUUGCAAGAGCAACAAACUGGGCUAAGUUCACAGCAACAGCGAGUCUUGGUGUCAUUCACAAGGGUCAUGAAAAAGAGGCUUUGCAGCUAAUGGCCACUUACCUGCCCAAAGACACCUCACCUGGCUCCGCCUACCAGGAAGGAGGAGGUCUUUAUGCCCUUGGAUUAAUCCAUGCCAACCAUGGGGGAGACAUCAUCGAUUACCUCCUCAGCCAGCUGAAGAGCGCAAGCAAUGAUAUUGUCCGUCAUGGAGGCGCCCUCGGGCUCGGGCUAGCAGCCCUUGGAACUGCCCGACAGGACGUGUACGAUCUACUUAAAUCAAACCUUUAUCAAGAUGAUGCAGUUACAGGAGAGGCAGCAGGUCUGGCCCUGGGGCUGGUUAUGCUGGGCUCAAAGUCAGCCCAGGCUAUCGAGGACAUGGUAGCCUACGCCCAGGAGACCCAGCAUGAGAAGAUCCUGCGUGGUCUGGCUGUGGGCAUCGCACUGGUCAUGUAUGGCAGGAUGGAGGAGGCAGAUGCACUCAUCGAGAGCCUGUGCAGGGACAAGGACCCUAUCCUCCGCCGCUCAGGAAUGUACACAGUGGGCAUGGCGUACUGCGGCUCUGGGAACAACAAGGCCAUCCGCCGCUUGCUUCACGUGGCUGUGAGUGACGUGAAUGAUGAUGUGCGCAGAGCUGCUGUCGAGUCCAUUGGGUUCAUCAUGUUCAGGACUCCAGAGCAGUGCCCUAGUGUGGUGUCCCUCCUGUCUGAGAGCUACAACCCCCAUGUGCGCUGUGGAGCAGCCAUGGCUCUGGGCAUCUGCUGCGCUGGCACUGGCUACAAGGAAGCAAUAAACCUGCUUGAACCCAUGACGAAUGACCCGGUGAACUAUGUCAGGCAAGGAGCUCUCAUUGCCUCUGCCCUCAUUAUGAUACAGCAGAGUGAGGUCACCUGCCCAAAGGUCAACCAGUUCAGGCAGCUGUAUGCGAAGGUGAUCAACGAUAAGCACGAUGAUGUUAUGGCCAAGUUUGGAGCCAUCUUGGCUCAGGGCAUCCUUGAUGCAGGUGGCCGUAAUGUGACCAUCUCCUUGCAGUCCCGCACUGGACAUACACACAUGCCCUCAGUGGUGGGGCUCCUGGUCUUCACCCAGUUCUGGUUCUGGUUCCCACUCUCUCACUUUUUGUCUCUGGCCUUCACCCCUACCGCCAUCAUUGGCCUCAACAAAGACCUGAAGAUGCCCAAGGUGCAGUACCGGUCCAAUUGCAAACCCUCUACCUUCGCCUAUCCCCCUGCCCUGGAGGUGCCCAAAGAGAAGGAGAAGGAGAAGGUUUCCACUGCUGUUCUGUCCAUCACCGCGAAAGCCAAGAAGAAAGAGAAAGAAAAAGAGAAGAAGGAGAAAGAAGAGGAGAAGAUGGAAGUGGAAACCCAAGAGGCUGAGAAAGAGAAGAAAGAUGAAGAGAAGGAGAAAGAAAAGGAGAAGAAGAAGGAACAGGAGCCUAACUUCCAGAUGCUGGAGAACCCUGCGCGGGUUAUGCCAGCCCAGCUCCGUGUACUUGCUAUGCCUGACAACUGCCGCUACCAGCCCUUUAAACCAUUGCACACGGGUGGCAUCAUUAUCCUAAAGGACACCAGUGAAGAGGAGGAGGAGCUUGUGGAACCAGUCUCCGCCCACGGGCCCAAAAUCGAAGAGGAGGAGCAGGAGCCAGAAGCCCCAGAGCCAUUUGAGUACAUAGACGAGUGAAUGUUCUCCCAUAGGUGGUGAAUCCAUUAGGAUCCAAGCAAGCACCCUUCUGUGUUCUGUCCUCCCCCCCAAGGCCUUAUUUCAGUUUACUUCCUCAAACUGGCCUCAUAGCCAAUGUUUUACAUUAUCAUUUUCUGUUAUUACAAUAAAAAAAAGUUAAAAAAACAAAAACAAACUGCUGGACAAAUGUGUUUGUGUUUUUCCUCCAUGCUAGUUAGCACAUACAGUGUGUAUAUAGCCCUCCAGAAUGGUUUGAGUUCAUUCUGGGCUUCUGUCGGUGUGUUCUGUAUGCUCUUCAGUAUGCUUCUCCAAACCACUGUCUUGGCUGCUUGGGGAAUUGAGUUAGAAUGUUGCUGAAAUAAAAAUUUAAGAAGUGAAAAUUAUUCAUUUUUCCUUAAAAUUUGUUCAGUGAACAAGCAUGGGUUUUGAGGGUAGGGUUCACUCAUUAAUUCAGUAGCUUCCCAAUGGACAAUUAAUGAUUUGAAAUUGUUUUAUAUCUUACAUUUAGAUGGGACAGCAUAUUUUGUUUAAAGUGUCAGUCUUGUGUGUAAAUUAAAGCCCCAGUAAGUUAUGGCCA